Cheilinus undulatus (humphead wrasse) is the source of this 3311-nucleotide messenger RNA. RefSeq names its product proprotein convertase subtilisin/kexin type 5. Bases 176 to 3022 code for a protein of 948 amino acids. The transcript has 16 exons. Lineage: Eukaryota; Metazoa; Chordata; Actinopteri; Labriformes; Labridae. The record is from RefSeq and is a predicted model, not a curated record.
UUCACUUGAACGAACUGGUCCAGCAAGUUAUUUGUGAGGUGGUGUCACAGAGCUCCAUAUCGAUCUGCCAGCCCAGGCUACCUGCUGCACGGGCGGACACUGCGUCCGAGGAGACAGUCCUCCUGGCUGUUUGCUGCUUCUUCGUCACUAUCAGUGAAAGUCUUCGGCCACAGCCAUGAGGGGCUUCGCCGCGUUUCUCAUCUUUGUCCAGGGUAUCACAUGUAAACCCUCGGCUCCCUGUCCGAGUGGACAGUUUCUGCUGAAGAACCAGUGUGUUCUGUGUCAUCCCACCUGCUCUGAGUGCGACGGGCACGAGCUGUUUGAAUGUACUACCUGUGGAGUUGAUGAAGAUGGACAGGAAAGAUUCCUCCACCAAGGUCGCUGUCGGACACACUGCCCCCGGGGACUCUAUCCUGACAGGGGUCACUAUGUCUGCCUGCCCUGCAUAGCCAAUUGUGAACUCUGCACGGACGGGAACAUAUGUGCUAAAUGUCGGGAAAACUACAAGCUCCAGAAUGGGGUCUGCCAAACGGCUUCCUGUGGCAUCGGGCAGGUGCAAGACCCUGAUACAGGAGAGUGCAUUGACUGUGAAAUGGGCUGCAAAACAUGCUCUGUAGAAGACCCAGAGAUCUGCAACAGCUGUGUUGAAGGUUACUUCCUUUUCAGACACCAGUGUCGCAGGCAUUGUCCCCAAAGCACUUAUGAAGACCGGGGCCGGGGUGUGUGUCUCUCCUGUCCGACGCCAUGCACAGACUGCAGGAGUAACACACGAUGCCUUGCCUGCCAGCCUGGCUACUUCCUCAAUGGUGUUGAGUGUAUCAAACAAUGUCCACAGCAAACCUACAGUGACUCCAGUGGAUGGCGCUGCCAGCCAUGUCACAGCUCAUGCCAGACAUGCCACGGCCCUCGAUCAACAGACUGCAACCUUUGCCGUGGUGGGAACUCUCCCCUGCAUGGACAGUGCCCUCUGGUUAACUGCCCAUUGGGACAGUAUUAUGAUGGACAAUAUAGUGAAUGUCAUGCAUGUGAUGCCUCCUGUAAGACCUGCUUUGGCCCACAAGCCCUGGAUUGUUCCUCUUGUUUCAAAGGGUAUUUCCUGGACCAGGACAGUUCCUGUGUAGUGCAGUGUCCAUCUGGUUCCUACGCAAAUUCUGCCACUCAGCUGUGUGAGGACUGCUCUCCAAACUGUGAGACCUGCGUGGACACCAGUGAUAACUGCAUCAGCUGCUCCAAAGGAAUCUAUAAACUGUUUCUCCACCAGGGGCGCUGUUGGUCUAACUGUCCAGAAGGUUUUUUCGAGACAGCAGAGGGCUCCUGUGAAGCCUGUGAUGCCUCCUGUCUGACAUGCGAUGGCAUCAACUCCCAGUGUCUGUCCUGCCCUGAUGGCCACUACUUAGAGAGUGGCACAUGCAGACUUAACUGUUCCCUGCGAACAUACGCUGCAGACGACGGGACCUGCAGACGCUGUCCUCCACACUGUGAUGUUUGCUCCGAUGACAGGACCUGUUUCAAGUGUACUUUCCUCUACAUGAUGCUUAAUGGUGUGUGCAAAGCUAGUUGUCCCAUGGGCUACUACGAGGACAUGGAGGAGGGCCGCUGUGGUCAGUGCCACCCAACCUGUAGCAGCUGCUCAGGGCCCCUGACAGAUGACUGCGAAACCUGCUCAACAUUUAGCCCGAAACUUUACAAGGGUUCUUGCUCCAAAGACUGCCCCUUCGGUACUUACUAUGAAACUGAAGCAAUGGAGUGUCAAGAGUGCCACCAGACAUGUAAGAGCUGCACUGGCCCAGAAGCAAACCAGUGCACCCAGUGUGAGAAGGGGCUUGUGCUGGAUCCAAACACACUGUUGUGUGGAGUGACGGGUGACACAGAUUGCCCAAUGAGAACAUACCUACAUGAAGACCAGUUCACCUGCAUGGGCUGUCAUCGACACUGUUACUCCUGCGAGGGGCCGGGCAGUGAUGAAUGCCAGACCUGUGUGGUCCCCAAAUACCUUUACAACAGCACCUGUGUGAAUGACUGUCCAGUCGGUACGUACAACACGAAACAGGAAGCGGAUGGGACAGAGCUGGGAUUCUGUUUACCUUGUGACCGCGCCUGCUCCACCUGCAGCGGAGUAUCAUCCAGAGAUUGCCUCACCUGUUCUCCAGGAUAUCUGCGACUCCUUCAACUCUGCGUCACACACUGUCCUACUGGGUAUUACAAAGAAGGCUCCCGCUGUGAGAGGUGUGACCACUCUUGUGAGAUGUGUACAGGACCAGGGCCUGAGUCCUGCAGGACCUGCCCUCCUCCUCUUCUGGAGUUACAAGGGACCAAACUGUGUGUUGAGCGCUGCCCGAAUCGCUUUUAUGUGCUGAAUGAUUUGUGCAAACAGUGCCACACCAGUUGUCAGACAUGCACAGAUGCCUCGCCUCAGGGCUGUGUGACGUGCGACUGGGGCAGCACCCUAAAAGAUGGAGUCUGCUAUCCUCAGUGUGAGGAGGGGCGAUAUUUUUCACAAGAGGAAACCUGUGAGCCAUGCCACAGCUCAUGUAGGCAUUGCAACGGCCCUAGACCUGACCAGUGUUUGACUUGUCACCGUGAUUCUGCUCUUCAUGCUGUGGAGAACCGCUGUGCCCGCUGCUGUAAGGCUGGAGGAAACCAAACUGACUGUUGUGUUUGCGACAGCCGCUCAGCUCUGUGCGUGGAGGCUCCCAAGCCCAAGUCAGGUGAUGAUGAAGGAUCAGACCUGAAUAUGUCAUCUAAAGCUCUGAAGCACACAACAGCUGCCCUGCCUGUCGCCCUGCUGCUAGCACUGGGGUUAGCUCUGGCUGUGUUUGCUUUGGUCAAGGCCCAGGCAAAGAAAAGGUUCUGCUGGAGCCAGAGCUAUGAGAGGCUGAGCGGCAGCGCCAGCAUCAACAUGCCUCAUGGUGUGCCCGAGCCAGACAGUGGAGACGAGGUGGACGUUGUGUACACCAGUAGAAAUGGAUCAGUGUAUCGGCGCUACAGCUUUAUCCAUGAGCAGGAUGCAGACGCAGACUAGGAUGUGGAUCAGAGAGCUUCAUCUUAGAUGCAUCAUAAUUAUCUUUGUUUCGCGGACGCUUUCAAAUCUGACAGUUGAAUUUGAAAUAGUUUGAUGUUUAGGAGAGACUGCAAUUAUAUUUUGCAUUGGUAAGGUGCUUUUUGAAUUCUGGUGUUUAUUUUAUUCAAUUAAGUGCCUGUAUCUGCACAUUUUUAGAUGAGGUGUAUGUGAGGGAAAAAGUGAAAUAAAACAUAGCUGUGUGUAUAUAAAUAGGUAGCCUUAAUUUUUUUUUUACUAGGUAUUUAGGAGA